AUGACUUUUAUUAUUUUCUUUUUCCUUUAUAUUUUGCAAUCAGUUGCAAUUCCACUUCAGUUAAGCAGUCCUUUAGAUGAUGACUUUUACACACUUCCUCAAGGUUACGAAGCAGCAGCUCCUGGUGAUAUUUUGAAAAUUCGACCAGCACCUGCCCAACUUUCCAGUCUAUUCAUUCCCGUCAAUGUUAAAAAUGUUUGGCAAUUGGUGGUGAGAUCUGAAGAUUCAUUUGGUCAACCAACAGCGUUUAUUACAACUAUCAUUGAACCAUUUAAUGCUGACCCAUCCAAAGUUGUUUCAUACCAAACAAUGGAAGAUUCGGCCAGCUUAAACUGUUCACCAUCAUAUGGUUUACAAUCGGGAUCACCAAUUUCCACAAUAGCAACCCAAUAUGAUAUGACAUUUAUGGUGACUGCCCUUGACCAGGGAUAUUAUGUUGCUAGUCCCGAUUACGAAGGGUUUAUUUCUGCAUUCACAGUAGGUAGAAGAUCAGGACAGGCCGUGCUUGAUUCUGUAAGAGCAGUAAUAAAUUCAGGAAACUUUACUGGGAUAAACAAUGAUGCUAAGGUAGGACUUUGGGGAUAUUCAGGCGGUGCAUUAGCAUCUGGUUGGGCUGCUGCACUUCAACCAUCAUAUGCCCCUGAAUUGAAAUCUACUUUAGUUGGUGCUUCUCUUGGAGGGUUUGUUACCAAUAUUACUGCUGUUGCAGAAAUUGUUGAUGGAGAAUUAUUUGCCGGAUUAAUCCCAGUGGCAUUGACUGGAAUCAGUAAUGAAUACCCUCAAGCCAAAGUACUCGUUCAAGAAAACGUUGCACCACAACAUUUAGCCAAGUUUAAUGAAGCUGGAAAUAAGUGUCUUAUUCCUUCAAUAUUUUACUUUUUCUUUGNCCAUAUUCUUACUGGAACAUAUACCAUGGUUCCUGCUGGUUUUUCAUUACUAGCAAACGGUCAAGUGAAAUCAAUAAUUGAGUCAAACUCUCUUGUUUAUUUAAAUUCCAGCUAUGUUCCUGAAAUUCCUAUAUUUGUCUACCAUGGUACAUUGGACAUGGUUGUUCCAAUCAAAGAUGUCUAUGUCACAUAUGACAACUGGUGUAAUUGGGGAAUUGGCUCAUUUGAAUUUGCUGAAGAUUUAUUGAAUGGUCAUCUUAGUGAACAAUUAGUUGGAGGACCUGCUGCAUGGACCUGGUUAGAUCGUUUACUCCAAGGAGGAAAACCAAUUAAUGGAUGUUCGCAUACAUCAAGAGUAUCAAAUUUGCUUUACCCUGGAAUUUCUGCAGCUACAAAAGAUUACUUUGAAGGGAUCAAAGAUUCAUUGUUGGAUAUGCAAUUAGGACCAGAAGCCAAGAAUAUGACCAUGAAAGAUAUAUUUAAUAAGUAUUAG
Messenger RNA from Spathaspora passalidarum NRRL Y-27907, 1380 nucleotides. RefSeq names its product lipase family protein. The record is from RefSeq and is a predicted model, not a curated record. The transcript has a single exon. Bases 1 to 1380 code for a protein of 459 amino acids. Gene Ontology annotation, molecular function: triacylglycerol lipase activity. Gene Ontology annotation, biological process: lipid catabolic process. Lineage: Eukaryota; Fungi; Ascomycota; Pichiomycetes; Serinales; Debaryomycetaceae.